AUGGCCGACCAUCAAUGGUAUUUUGCUUAUGGCUCGAACAUGUUAUCGGACGUGUUUAUCAAGAGACGCAAGGUCAGUCCUGUUCGGCUUGAAGUUGCAAGCAUAAAAUCACAUACUCUGUGUUUCAAUGUGAUGGGUGUGCCAUAUACAGAUCCCGCAAUGGGCGGAAUCCGCGGCAAAGGAACGGAAGAUCUUCCAGUCUAUGGGGUUGCAUAUCUUUUGACGCCUCAGGAUAUGCAUCAAGUUAUUGUGAGCGAAGGUGGUGGUAUCGCAUAUAAAACAAAGACUCUCAUUGCUGUAUUGAAUUGUGGCUCUGCAGCUGUACCUGUCAUCACGCUGGUGGCGAGACAUGACAUUCCGCUAUCAUACGAAAGACUACCUUCGGAGCGAUACAUGGGACUUCUGAUCCGAGGCGCGAAAGAGCAUUCCCUACCGGAGCAGUACCAAGACCGGCUUAUUGCUCAGCGGACGUUUGUUCGUCCCCAAAGCACUCGGUUCCAAGUAGGAAAGUUUCUUUUUGAUAGCUUCUGGCAGAGAGUUGCCAUCUAUAUUGAAAAGGGAGUGCAUCGCUUCAAAGACGGAGAUGGAAAUGUCCCCGGAUGGUUCUUGAUCAUAUUCGAUCUCUUGCUAUGGACAAUGUGGGUUUAUCACGACUACUUCCAUAGUGUGGUCUGGGGAAGAGGCGAUGGACUCAAGCCUCGUACAUUUAAUCGCUUCGUUCUGUGA
Molecule: messenger RNA, 726 nt
Organism: Penicillium brevicompactum
Lineage: Eukaryota; Fungi; Ascomycota; Eurotiomycetes; Eurotiales; Aspergillaceae
Gene: gliK
Product: gamma-glutamyl cyclotransferase gliK
Exons: 3
Coding region: 1-726 (241 amino acids)
Molecular function (GO): gamma-glutamylcyclotransferase activity
Source: RefSeq, a predicted model, not a curated record